Messenger RNA from Nilaparvata lugens (brown planthopper), 3123 nucleotides. RefSeq names its product protein SMG8. Bases 302 to 3055 code for a protein of 917 amino acids. Lineage: Eukaryota; Metazoa; Arthropoda; Insecta; Hemiptera; Delphacidae. Gene Ontology annotation, biological process: nuclear-transcribed mRNA catabolic process, nonsense-mediated decay. The record is from RefSeq and is a predicted model, not a curated record. The transcript is spliced from 18 exons.
AUUUUUUUUUUGUCUUGGACGUGAGUGUACAGUGCUUUGGUUAUAGAAAACUCAACAUUAUUCUAUGCAAGACUGCUUGUUAAAAAAAAUUGGUUUUUCUAGAAUAAGGAUAAUUAUGUAUAUUUUAGUAGUUCAUAAAUGAUGGAAAAAAAUUCUAAGUUGCUUUAAGAUAAUUAUGUUAAAGAUAAAUCUAUUGAAUAUUCAAGUUUUUUAAAUCUAAAUAUUAAAAAUAUAAAUCUGUUAAAGCAAUCUUCAAAAAAUUACUCAACUUGGAUUUGACUGAGUUAUCAAACUUGAGAAAAUGAAACCAAGAAAAUUCAAUCUACCUUACAAAGAUUUUGAAAGAGAUCUCUCUUCUGCUCUGGACAGACAAGUUGUUGUUGUAUCCUUCUUUGGAAAGUCUGCUUACAAUGCAAAAAGUUAUAAAAUGGCUCCAAUUGAUUCUUAUCUCAAGCAACAAAUAUUCAAAUCAUCAGUACUUCAUGAUCCAACUGUGAACUCAGACUUUUUGUGUGACAUAGAAGGCUAUUACGAUCCAUCAAAUUGUGUGAUUUACCUGCACCUGGUUGGCGCGUUCGAUACAUAUACCUUGACCAAACUCUACACUCAAUUCUCUGCAGAUCUUGACGAUAAGGGAUUCCUAAGUGUUUGGACUGAUUUGAAACAUCGUUACUCAAGAGCGUUACUGUUCCUGUUUUCCGUAUCUCACAUUCUAGUAUUAGUUCAUCCGACUCAUGUGUUCGAUGUCAGCUACAUACAUUUGUUCAGGUCACUUGACGCUGUGAGAUUAAAACUGCAGAAGACAGUAAUUCAAGAGAUGUUUAUAGAAUGGCAUGGUGGUCGGCUGUGUUCCCCUCGUGUUCUUUUCUAUUUUCAAAGGGCACCUUCAUUAUUUCGCAAAAGUUCGAGUGAUUCUAGUGGAGUGAAAAACUCCAGCAUUAAAAAAUUGAAACAUAGUAUAGAGGAUCAGAUUUAUCAUAUCCUGAGGAAAAGUCGAGUAGUGACAAACAUUUGUGCCAACUCUCUGUUUGCAAUACCGGCCAACCAAGAGUUUGUGUUCAUCGAGAUGGGAAACAAGGAAAACCAGGACUGGCAUUCCUAUCUUCUCGAAUCCAUGAUUGACUUGUGUCUUCAUCCAAAUCAAAGUGCAGGUGACCAAUCCAACUGCAGUCCGUCCACCUACGAAUACACGGCAGCUGGUAGGAUGGAAGGUGAUCCGAAUCCUGACUAUUCUUUUAAAAAGUUCCUGAUGCAACAUGUCAACCUAGCAUUGAAAAAAGGGUUUGACGACAAUGUUGGAAGACAUGUACCCAACUCAAAUCAUUUCGUGGUGCCGACAUUGGGCAGCUGGUUCGAAGUGGCCGACAAACUGCUGAAGCUGUACUUGGAGGGAGCAGGUGGUGGCCGGGGGGAGGGUGAGGGAGAGGCGGCAGAGGGGGAGGGUGACUGCCGACAGCAGAGUGGGGUGGAGGAGGCGAUUGAGCUGCUUCACUCGCAGCUGGAUACAGACGUGGCGUUCAGCAAGGCGCGAUGCAGCAAGGUGCUACCACUGGCCACCGCCACCUAUCAGGAGAACCUACCUGCCCACUACACGCGCGAGUACCAUCUCACCAAGGUGGCCCAUGCACUGUCGGUGUUCGGCAUCCAUGCGCGAGGUCCACUGGUCGACAGCUACGUGACUCGGCUGGAGAAGGAGUGCGAGAAGCACUGGAAGAAUGGCCGCCAGAUGUGUGAGGUGCUCAGCCUCACUGGCAAUCCCUGCACCAAUCCCCUGCAUAGGAGCGCCACUGGCGACUCCGUCAAUCUGGAUGCCGAAAACAGAUCGGACCUGCCAGUGAUGGAGCACUCUAGCGGCGUGCGAUACGUGUCCGCAUGCGACUGCGGCCGACGACAAGGGCCGCGCGACGACCCGUUCACAGUGAGGGCGGCCAACUGCGACUUCUACACUCAGCUGGGCGACGACUGCCAGUGUGGGUCGGCCCUCGAACGCAUCCACUUCCCCGUCUUCCAGCCCAGCACCACCGACUACAAAGCAGCUCAACUGUUUUCCAAAACUGGCUGCUCGGUGUCUCGUAAAGAAAGCCGAGUGUCUUCACUCAAGGACGGCACACAGCAGGGCAACACCCAAGUAUUGAGUUUGGCGUUUGUGUCGGGCCAAUCAGGCGGAGUGGAGAGUAGCGACAUGCUUCUGGAGGCCGCUGCCAAACACUCCGCGUCGCACAACAUCGUCAUCCGCGUCUCCGACUCUGACUCUGAAAACAGCAAAGAGAAGGGCGGCCUAGUGAGGCAGCCGAGCACGACCGAAUACCUGCCGGGUAUGCUGCACUCUCUGUCGCCGGCCAGCCUGCUGCCGCAGUUCCCGUCCUGGUCGCUGGUCUGCCUCGGCCCCUCCAGUCUCUACUCGCACAACCUCGGCCUGCAGGAGCACUCUGGUCUACUCAAUGGCUCUGCCUACCUGCUGCCCUGGGACGUUACUGUCAAGCUGGAGCACUCCUUCUGGCCUGCGCCAGCCCCGCUCCACUCGCACAAGGGCGUCGUGCCGCUCUCCAAGGGACGCAAGUCCAAGGCGACCAAAGAUUUAACCGAGUUUUCGGUGAAGAUAUUCGUUGGCGUGGAGUACGAGUGUCCUAGGGGGCAUCGCUUCAUGUGCUCGGGUCCGGACAAAGUGCUGAAGACGUCUGGAGGCGGUCUGGUCAAAGAUAACGGCAACAAGGUCACUGGCUGUGAUAUGCCGCUCUACUUUCCUUGUCCAUGCAGACCGACGAAGCCGCCAAUAGCCCAGCUGAUGCGAGUCCACGUGGUAACACCGAAGGCACCCGUCCACGUGACCUUGCAGCCACGUGUACAGCCCGCACCGCCCCCCUGUCCCGUCUUCGUCACCGGCUGUCAGCAGCCAAUCAAAUUGUCACAGAGCGCCUACUGGGUUUUACGGCUGCCAUAUGUAUAUCACGGCGAGAGAGGUCCGUACUUGCCGCCCAAAGACGCAACCUCACAGAACUAUGGUCGAUUAUUGAAUGGAAUGUAUGGUAUCUCAGAAGUAAUUGAGGGUAAAUAGGCCUACGCCUACCCUUUUACUAGAUCAAGUCAUCAAUUUUUAUAAAAUAAAAUGUUAUUUUAAAAAUU